Seminavis robusta is the source of this 3814-nucleotide messenger RNA. NCBI's taxonomy places the organism in Eukaryota, Bacillariophyta, Bacillariophyceae, Naviculales, Naviculaceae. The record is from the annotation of a GenBank genome assembly.
GUAUCCGCUUACUUGCACAAGCAAUAGGACCUGAUUCUGAUUCUUGUGGGCAUGUGCAGGGCACGGCCACAUGUAGACUACUACUACCAUGCAGUCGAUUGAUCAUUCUCAUUCGAUCCAGUCGAUUGAAUUCGAUCCUAUCAUUCGAUUGAGUGACAUAGUGACAUUCAUUCAGGUUUGGCAAGGGAAAAAGAGCACAGCUGCAGCGACAUCACGGGAAGAGACAAGAGAUCGACGAAGACGAAACCUCAACGGUACUAGUACUUUACCAUUAGCUAGCAACUCGAAUGCACUGAGAACAGUCCAACAACAACUCUCUUUUGGAGGCGGCUGCGAUACGUUUCUUCCUUCAUACCACGUUAUUAGUGACACCGCACUAUAGUGGACAAAAAGUACAUUAACCCGUUGUCGCUGAGGAACAAACAACAAAGUGUUCAUGAGAGGACCUGAUAUCGGCCUUGUCCUUCUUCUGGCAGUAGGAGCCAUUUUAUUCAACCUUGACCAGGCUGGAGCGACAAGAAGAAAUAUUCUUGAAGAAGCCAGCAAUCCCGCCAUCAAUCUGAAUUCCACCCUUCAAUAUGAUUACUUGCCAAUAUGUAAUCUGACCACCAAGCAGCUGGGUGAAUCAGAUAGCACAGCAAUCAUUGAGCCAUGCAUUUUACAUGAUGUUUUCCCUGCACCCAACAAUAUCACAGAAGCACAACACAACCACAGCAGCAUUAUCACUGUCGUGGGGGUGUUUCCUUCACAUUAUCCCCAACAUCGUGAUGGUGCUGUUGUUGCAGUGCAGAAAAUUAACGAAGACAACCACGGCAGAGGUGCCAAAAUUGGAUUCAAUGGUGACCACUUUCUUCAGUUUCGGUUAGUGAUCGCAAUCGCUGGCAACUCUCAGCACAUGUCACCUGAAACCUAUGCCAAAAACCAUGAGUGCAUUCUUGAGUCUAUGAUAGGUUCACUGAAGCCUCAAUACAUCAUGGGAUCCAGCUCAUUUGUUGCCAAACACGACAAGAGGAUCGCUGGAGAGUACCAAACCAUUGUAUUGAGCCAGGUGGGCCCAGACGUAUUCUACACCCAAGACUCCAAUGACUAUGUCUUUGGUGUUCAUAUUCGAAGUGAAACUUAUGGAAUACCAGCAUUUCAGGCGUUGAAGUUUAGUGUGGAGGACAGGACCAAACAAAAGAUACGAAUCCUACACCGAGACAGGUCAGAGUUUUUUAACUCUACUUGCCUGGAGAUCUACAAGCAUGCACUACAGGAUGGAUUUACCGAUGCUGUUGCAAUCUCAUACAAUCCUGAGGGUGACCACGAUGAUAAUGGGGUGCAGAAUCAGCAUGAUGUGGCUUUCUUGAGAGCUCUUGCAGAUGAUAUGUGCCCACCAAACCAAACCGCCAGCAAUGAUGAUCCUCAAACCGCAAUUUGGGCAUGUGUCCUCACUGACCUUGAAACCAAUACUGUACUGGACCGUUGGAAGGAGAAUGGAUGUCGGCCUUCGUCUUUGUGGCUUACUACAGCUUCCUGGGCUUAUGCAGAAAGAUUCCCAGAACGGUUACCAUAUACACAAUCAGGCGGGCAAUGGCACAAGGCAAUGAUGUACUCUGAUGAGUACUUCCCGAAUGGACAGGCCAUGCUGGACUAUCUUGAAUCAUGGUUUGGUUAUGCUCCGGCCUAUGGUGCCUUGGGGGCCUACCAUGCAAUCUACCUCAUGUACAAAAACACAGCAAGUUUUGUGAAAACGAAGGAUUUCCCCAAUGUCCAUGACAUAUACCAAAAUCAGUAUGAAGAAAUUCGCCGCCACCUGUUGGGAUUGAGCGUGCGUCGCUCGCUCUAUGGGUUGACCAGUUUUGACGAGAACCAAAGAAACAUUGGAAGGGGGUCAGCCGGCAUGCAAUGGGGGAUUCCUUUUGGUUCAUCAACAAAUGAGACUGAAAUGGAACUACUCCUUGUGUCGCCCAUAGACCAAGCUGAAGUUGCAGUUGAAGUGCCAGCUCCCACAGCUUUGGAUUGUCUAGCUAGUUACUUUGUGAAUCAAUCAGCAAUUGCCGAAGAGAGCUCAAUACUCACAGACAAGUGCAGUCCCUGCCCUGUCGAUACUUAUCGAAUGGUGGGAAUGUCAUCAUAUGAGUGCCAACCCUGCAAAGAUGGGUCCGGGACUGAUGCUUCCGCGGGUGCUGCAAUAUGCCAUCAGGUGGAAGACAAUCUAAUUCCGAGAGGGCUGUUAGCUUUUGGAUACUGCAUCAUGUCGCUGUCAUUGUGUUGUUCCCUUGGAUUUGGAGUUUGGACUGUUAUUCAUCGCCAUGACGCUGUGGUCAAAAUUGGUCAAAUUGAGUUCCUUCUCUUGAUCUGUCUGGGUUCCAUGAUAUCAAGUUCUUCCAUCAUCCCACUCUCCAUCCAAGCUGGGACAAAAGACAACACAAGCGCUGCAUCUGCGGCCUGCAUAACUAUUCCGUGGCUCUACAGCACAGGAUGGAUUACCCAGUAUGCCAGCUUGUUUGCCAAGUCCUACAGAAUGUUUCAGAUGGUGCAAAAUUCCACUGCAAUGCGGCGUACUAGUGUGACAGCAUGGGAUGUGGCCUAUUUGGUUCUUGGGUGUUUGGUAAUCAACUGGGCUGUGUUGACUGCCUGGACUGCAGUUGAUCCGCUGACAUGGACUAGAGAUGAUGUGGGGACUACUGUGGAUGAAGAAGCUGGCAUCAUGACUACAGAGUCUGUUGCAGGAUGCUCAUCUGACAAUAUGGGAGCCUGGCUUGGAUCCUUGUUGAGCUUUCACCUGACCAUUAUGAUUGCGACCAAUAUGCUGCUUUGGAAACUUCGUGGGGUUAGAGACCGCUACCAAGAAUCCAAAUACAUCACCCUGGCUUCCUUGUUUGCGUUUGAGUUUCUGUUGCUUGGGGUUCCCAUUUUGAUUGCGGUUGGGGACUCCUCCGAGGCCCGUCAUAUUGCUCUUGUCUGCAUUAUUGGGUUGACAGAUCUUGGAGUUCUCUUGUUUGUUUUUGUCCCCAAGAUUAGAUAUCAACAGAAGGGACUUCCUGCUGGCAUGACAGUGGGAAAAAGCAUCUUGAAGUCAUCACACUUCAAGCCUGCUCUGCGAGGAAGCAAUAAUGGAGAAUCAACCACAAGAAGGCCAGCAGUUUUAACAGAAUCGGACCUGGAACUAAAGCCUGCGCUGCAAGAAGAAGGAGAACAAAAAACACAAUUAUGAUUAGUUAGGAGCUACUGAGCAGCAAAUUUCAAGGAUGGGAAAUUGAAGGUGCCCACAGGGACUCUGAACCGGAGCCUUACAUUUAUGUGGGGGUUCUAGAGAUGGAAGACAAAGCCAGGAAUUUGCUACCUGACCCUUGCAUUCAAACAGGUCCUUUUUUGGGGGGUCUGAGAAUGUAACAGAAUCAAGCCAAGCUUUUUUGUAUCCAGAACCAAUCGACAGGUGUCUGUGAACGAUGCAUUAUUUUGUGAGGAUGAGGAGACACCAGAUGAUAUUAUACCUCUUGGACUGAUGCGUUGCAGGAUGGAUGGUGUCUCCACCUAGCUACCAUGGCAUACCCUGCGCCUUCUCCCUGUGGUCGACCUAGAGAGUAUCCAUGAUGGCAUGCCGCUGGCUCUACACAACCUGGAACUGUACAGUGUAUCACAGCAGUACUAGCUAGCCAACGAUUGUAAAUAUGAAUGCCAAGUCGAGGUUGGAAUGCCUGAGCACGUUAUACAGAACAAUCGCUGCGGUCUUCCCAGUUUUCAACACUUUCAGCAUCCUUCAGUUUCUCAAGUAGUGCUUCCUUCUGGCUCACUGUUGACUCGGGCUGUUCCUGCGUUUGAGUUUGAU